This is a messenger RNA of Anneissia japonica, 4185 nucleotides long. RefSeq lists its product as uncharacterized. The record is from RefSeq and is a predicted model, not a curated record. Gene Ontology annotation, molecular function: protein binding. Gene Ontology annotation, biological process: regulation of apoptotic process. NCBI's taxonomy places the organism in Eukaryota, Metazoa, Echinodermata, Crinoidea, Comatulida, Comatulidae. The transcript is spliced from 8 exons. Bases 394 to 4167 code for a protein of 1257 amino acids.
AAUUAAUAUUUUAUUAUUAAUAUAAUUAGUAUGUAAUAUAGAAUUAAAAAGCUGUACCCUAUUGUUUUUGGAACAUGUGUGAAUAUGCUUAUUUGCAUAAUUAAUAUUUCACUUAUCAGGUAAUUUCAUGACUAGUUACCUACUAUACUUAAACUAAAAUUUGGUAAGUCGAAUUGGUUUCAAACUUUGCACAAUGCAAUAUGGUGAUAAGGCAACAGUCUUUUCUUUUUGGUAUGUGCUUGAAUAUGCUGAUUGCUCAUUUGCAUAAUUAAUAUUUCAUUGAUCCUGAAAUUUUUGAAAAUUUGGUAAGUCUGAUUAUUUCAAAGUUCACGGAAUGCAAGAUGGUAAUGAGAAGACAGAGCCUAUUGUUUUUGAAAACUCACAGCAAUCACUAUGGAUUACAACCAAGGAAUUUCUGACGAGGAAUUUAGAGGUAUAUUAUCAUCACUGUCAGGAUGGUAUGAUCGCCAUGGAUACCUCAAUAUGCUAAAGCUUUUGUACCAAGGUCUUGUAACAGAACCAGAUAAACUAUAUGCUGCCACCAACGUGAUUGAAGUGUUUGAAUUAUUAUGUACAUGUAGAUGUCUGAGUUCCGCAGAUCUUACCGUUCUCUACGAUACUAUCAAUGUAACCCAGCCAUUUGGUUUAGAACCAGAAAUAAGAAAGUUUUCUAUGGUAAAGCUGUUGGAUAUUAGGACAGUCAGCAUAUCUAAAUUUACAUGUAACAGGCAAAUUCUUAUGAAGGUUGUUAAAUGUCUCAGUGACCAUGAAGUUGUCAGGAUCUCACAACUCUACAGUUGUCAACAGCCAUGUAACAGAUGGGAAUUAUUUGUGGAUUUGGAACAAAGAAGCGAGUUUUCCGAAGAAAACUUGGAUAACUUUAUGAGAAAUUUAACAACAGAUCUUAUUAUAGAUUCAAAUAAAGACCCUCUAGGGCUAAGGCAGCCUGGUAACAUGGACAGUGCUACAAGGGAAGCUAACACAAGAACAUCUACAGAUGUUCCAUCCAAUCACCAUAUACUAUUUGAUGAGCCUUCCAAUAAAAGUAUACAAGCAGAUGACAAACAAGAGCUGAUGGAGUGUGGUGAUGAAGAUGUUGGUACAAGAGUAACUAUCCCAGAAGAAAUAUUGGUGACUGGUGAUUUAGAUGUUGGUACAAGAGAUGCUGGCCCAGAAGAGCUGACAGUGACUGGUGAUCUAGAUUUUGGUACAAAAGAAGCUGACGUAGGGAAGUUGAUGGAGACUGGUGAUGAAGAUGUUGGUACAAGAGAAGCUGGCCAAAAAAAGCUAAUGGUGACUGGUGAUGCAGAUGUUUGGGCAAAAGAAGCUGGCCAAGGGAAGCUGAUGGAAACUGGUGAUGCAGAUGUUGGGGCAAAAGAAGCUGGCCAAGGGAAGCUGAUGGAGACUGGUGAUGCAGAUGUUGGGGCAAAAGAAUCUGGCCAAGAGAAGCUAAUGGAGACUGGUGAUGCAGAUGUUGGGGCAAAAGAAUGUGGCCAAGGGAAGCUCAUGGAGACUGGUGAUGCAGAUGUUGGGGCGAAAGAAGCUGGCCAAGGGAAGCUGAUGGAGACUGGUGCUGCAGAUGUUGGGGCAAAAGAAUGUGGCCAAGAGAAGCAGAUGGAGACUGGUGAUGCAGAUGUUGGGGCAAGAGUAGAUAAUGUUUGUAAUUUUACCACUAUGGUUGUUAAUCAAGGUUCUGUAACCAUCAGUGGAAGUAAUAUUGGAUGUAUUUAUAGUGUUGUAAACCUGACUCAAGUUCCAAGUAACCAAGAAGCAUCAGCUACUUAUGAUGAGGUUAUCAGAAAAUACUUGCAAGAGAGGCAACAGGGUUUGCUUAGUAAAGCACACCUGCUGACGCCACCAACAUGGAACUCAGAAUUUCAAAUUGAUCUCAAUCACCUAUUUACUGAUCUAGUCCUACUUAAAAACAACAGGAAAGACAAAGACAAGGAGAAAAAGCAAUGUACCCUGAAAGAAUUUCUUGACGUUGUCAGAACAUAUGAUUCCUGCAAAAUCCUUGUUGAGGGAGAUGGUGGCAUGGGUAAGACAACCCUUCUGAAACAUAUUGCUUAUCAUUCGACUAUUCAACAAAAUGAUGAAACUUUCAAUGAAAAAGUAGUGUUUUUUAUAAAUGUCAGAGAUAUAGAGGCUGGUGAAGACAUCUUAGAUGCUAUAAUAAAACAAAUUAAUCUUAAAGAUUUCAAUCGUAAAACUAAGUUAAAACUGAAAGAUAAAGAUGUAAUUCAAGAUUUUAUUUUGGAUCAUGAUCAUGAGAUAGUACUUUUAUUAGAUGGAUAUGAUGAGUUAGAAGCUAGUACAGAAGAUCCAAUAAUCAAUAUAUUCAAAAAUGUUAAUUUGAAGCAAUGCAAAGUUAUACUAACAUCCCGAUCUGGAAAGCUAGCAGAGUUUAUAAAGUCAUGUGAUGUACACGUUAUGGUUAAAGGAUUUGAUCAAACAAAUAGCAAACAAUUUAUCAAACGAUUUUUUUCUUUGCAAAGUAAAAAGUCUCUAGGAAAGUCAUUGACAAGAAAAAUAUUUAACAUUUUUCCUGUAAGUGAAGAAGAGUAUGAUAAUUAUUAUUCAUGGCUAUUUGAAAUGUGUAGGUCUCCAAUGCUACUCCUACUUAUUUGCAUUAUGUGGAGAGACAAGCAAUGUCUUCCAGACAACAACACUGACCUAUUUAAAGAAAUUUUCAAAUGCAUUUUAAAUCAGUUCACAAGAAAUAGUGAUGAUGAAGAGAAAGUUUGUGAAUUAUCAGAUAUCUCAAGCAAGUUUAAAAAUGCAAUGCUAUUGCUGGGUGAGUGCAUAUAUAAGAAUCUAAAACAGAACAAGCUAUCUAUAGCAAAAAAGGAGUUGAAAGCAUCAAAGGAUGAAAUAGAGUUUGCACUGAAACUUGGAUUUGUUUACGAAGACUCACCUAUUAGUGAACAUCAUUUUAAAAAGUUUUAUACAACAUCACACAAGUUGUUAUCAGAAGCAUUAGCAGGUUUUUACUUGUGUAAUGCAAGUCAGCAAUGUAGUUUCAACAAUGAGGAAUGGGAAGAAAUGAGAUGUAAUACAUAUUUACAUAACACACGUGUGUUUGCAAUAGGAUUUCUCGGUAAAGAUGCUUAUAAGUUGCUAAAACACUGGGUUACAAUGAAAGACACAAGUUUUUGGAAUUUAGCAAAAUAUUUUGAGCAUGUUAAAAAUGAAGAUAAAGAGAAAGUACUAAUGCUGUUGGAUGAACAUUUAAAUCACAUUUUUGAAACAAGAACUCUUACCACUUUGAAUAAAUCUCUAAGGCAAUUUAUUGCUUAUUGCUCUAGUGGGAGUAAGAAAACCUCUAACAAUUGGAAUCGGUACAGUAGUGUUUUGACUAAAUAUCCAAGACAGCGUUUUGCUUACCAUUCAAAAGCUGGACCUGAUGGAAAUGACCAUUUCAUUAAAUCAAUUAUUGAAAUAAAUAACAGACAAAUAAAUAUUUAUGAUAUUGUAGAUUGGAUUCAGUCAUUAUCUAGUGCAGAAGAAAAAAAUCUAGGAAGGAUGGUGGUCCAUGCUUCAGUUGCUUUCUUGGACCAUUUUGGUAUAUUACAACGUGUUUUUGAUCUAUUUCCAGACUUAAUAUUAGUAGAGAGUAUUUUAAGUGAAUGCAAGAAGCUUAGAUUUGUGUUUAAAAUACAUGAGUUUAAACUUGUACGUAAACCAGUUGCUAAUGCAUCCUUUCUAAGUCUUCUCUUACAUUCACCAAAACUACGUACUCUUGAACUGAAAGACUGUAGUGUAACAGGAGCUUUAUUAAAAGAAGUAGUUGAUGAUUUAUGGCAAACAAGCAAAAGAGGGGUAUGUUUGUCAUUGACAGUGCUUAGGUUAAGCAAUAACAAUCUCAGUGAUGUAAGUGGACACACUCUUGCUCAGUUACUUGUACUAGCAUCUAAACUAUGGAUUAUUAAUUUUAACGAAUGCAGUAUGACCGGCUUCAUUGUAGAGAAGUUUUUAGUUGAAUGUAACAAGAUGAAUGCUGAUUUAAAAUGCUGUGUGGUGGAUUUAAGAGGCAACAACCUUUCUGAUAUGGAUGUUAUAAAAUUGUUAGAUGGACCACUAAAUGUGAACCAGCAUGUAUUUAAAUGGAGAGAUUAUUAUCUAUCUGCUGAUAAUCUGCAAUAUGUUUUACAAACAUGUCAUGAAUGAACACAUUUGAAUUCUACA